AUGGCUGCUGGGAACGGCUCAGGCGCCUCUGCGCACGAUUUCCCUGCAGAGAACAGCACAGCAGCUGACAGGGCGAGCAGCAGCAGUACUGCAAGCACGUCCCGGCCUAAAGUGGCGGUCACCUGUGACUUUACCCUCUUGGCUGCCUGCACUUGGGAGCUGCGCCAGCGCUGGCUGCCGGCCAAGGUGGACCAGGUGGUUCAGGCGGAUGAGCACACGGUGUGUCUGCGGCUGAGAACUUCGGCGGCGGUCAGCCUGUCAGCUUCACCUGAGUCAGAGGGGGAUGAUCGCACUGAUGAGCCACUUGAUACACCUGGAGACCCCUUCAUAGACCCUUUCACGGAUACGCAGCAUGACAGGCUGCCCUGGCCCUGGAUGAGAUCACCUCCCGGCAGCGACAGAGGUGAGCUGUCUGGGGUGAUGGAUGGGGGCAUGGCCCAGGGCUGGCUGUGGCUGUGCUGGGACCCCCAGGGAGCCGCGCGCAUCACAAUGGGGCCGGCUCCCGAGCGCGGGGCGGCUGCAGAGGCGUUCUCUUUCGGCGCACAGAUGGCCGCUGAGCUGAAGGGGUUGAUUCUGCUGGAUGCGGAGAUCCCUCGCGCAUGGGAGCGCGUAGUGAAGCUGACCUUUGGGCCGCGCAUCUUUGAGGACGCGACUCGCCACGUUUACGCGGAGGUGCAGGGCAGGUACAGCAACGUGGUGUUGACAGAUACAAAGGCGGACCGUGCCGAGAAGUUCUUAGGCCUGCCGAUCCUGGCGGCUGGGCACCAGGUUGGCGCGCUGCAGUCAUCAGAACGGCAGCUGCAGGUGCUGGGCCAUUACACGCUGCCUCCUACCACCCAGGGGCUGCAGCCGAGCGUGUCAGAGGCGCUGAACUCCUGGCGCGCCAACAUCACCGGAGCCGCCACCCUGCUCGAGGAUUCGCCGGCGCCCAGAAAGGGCGCACAUGGCGCCACGAUUGCGCAGGCCCUUGUGCGCGCCUACCAGGGCAUAGGCCCCGGCCUAGCGGCAGAGCUGUGUGAAGCAGCGGACGUGGACUGGGAGCUUCUGCCGCGAGAAUUGGAGGACGCUGAAUGGGAGGCGCUGUUUAAGCAGUGGUGCGCGUGGCUCAAGACACUUGCGCUCGGCCGGUUCCAGCCUGCCAGGGACCCGACAUCAGGCCGCAUCUCUGUGCUGGGCGCUGGAUCGCAGUCGCUUGACAGCGUGCACGCGCUUGUGAAUGGCGCCCUGCGCAGCAGCCAGGACCAGAGCUCGUUUGAGCAGCGGUCGGGGCGGCUGUCACGCGCGGUCCUAUCCGGCAUAAAGCGGCUCAGCGCCAAGCUGGCCAACCUGCAGCGGCAGCAGGCGGCGGAGGCCGACGCGGAGGCAACGCGCCGAACGGCCGACCUGCUCACCGCCAACCUGCACCUCUGCCGCCAAGGGGACACCAGCGUGGAGGUGGAUGACUGGGAGACUGGUGAGAGGGUGACGAUAGCGUUGGAUCGGGCGGUCCCCCCGGCGGAGACCGCGGCGGCUCUGUACCGGGUUGCGCGCAAGCAGGGGCGCACCGGCCAAGCCAUCGCUCCCAUCCUCGAGGAGGCGAAUGCGCAGCUGGAGCACCUGCAUGAUAUCGACGCGCAGCUGGACAUGGUGGACCCUCAUGAGGCCGGAGCUCUGGACGUCCUCAAAGGCAUCCAGGAGGAGCUGGUGGCCAUGGGUGUGAUGAAGCCGUCGGCCGACGCGGCGUUGGCGGCUCGCAGCGCCGCACGGGCGGCCAAGGCGGCGCGGCGGCUGAGAGAUGCGCAGGAGCGGAGAGAGUUCCGGCGCUUCACCACUCCGGGGGGACUGCAGGUGCUGGUGGGGCGCAACAACAAGGAGAACGAUCGGCUAAGCCACGAGGUGGCGGCCAAAUCAGACCUUUGGUUCCAUGCGCGCGGCUUCCCCGGCUCGCACACCGUCCUGCGAGUGCCUGCCGGCAGCUCCGCCACGGAUGAGGACAUCAGCUUUGCAGCUGACCUGGCGGCCUUCUAUUCCAAGGCGCGGGAGGAAGGAAAAGUACAGGUCGUCAAGACAAGGGUUGCCAACCUGAAGAAAAUCCCCGGUGCAGCCCCCGGCAAGGUGAUGGUGGUAAAGGAGAAGGUUGUGAUGGGGCAGCCAGACAAUGCGCGCAAACUGCCGCAGGUCGCAGAAACCGCAGCCGGCGGCAAUAUCUCUGAGGAACCGGUGGCCAAGGGCGUGAUGAAGCCGUCCGCCAUGCCGCUGCAGCACCCGCGCCGGCACACGGGCCAAGCCCCGCCAACAGACUGGUUCCAGACUAUGGCACCUGUGGUGGUACAGGUCACCUUACCACCAUCACGGUGACAGUGGUAAGGGAGAAGGUUGUCAUGGGGCAGCCAGACAAUGCACGCAAACUGCCGCAGGUCACAGGCACCGCAGCCGGCGGCAGUAUCUCUGUGAGCAGUGCUUUGAAUUACUGAUGAGGGAUGAAGAUGUCCACAGCCAGAAGUUGGAAGCGAGUCCAGGAUUCAGUGGGCGGCUGCAGGCAGCGUUAGAUUUAAAGAGCCUUGCUGGAAGACUCCAGCAUCAACGGAUGCAUGCGAUUCAGUUGUGUAGUUUGCUUGCUAAAAAGAGUCAUGACCAAUCGGAAGCCAAGAACAGAGCUCUCCAGGAUGGUGUGGCACAUUGCACACAUUGCAUAAAGCACACAUUUCUUUGAAGCUUACACAAGCAGAUUAGAUAAGACUUUGAUAGCCAGCCAUGAUGCUGCUCAGGCAACACUAGUGCACUGCAGUGUGACAGUUGUGACUUUU
Molecule: messenger RNA, 2786 nt
Organism: Coccomyxa subellipsoidea C-169
Lineage: Eukaryota; Viridiplantae; Chlorophyta; Trebouxiophyceae; Coccomyxaceae
Product: DUF814-domain-containing protein
Exons: 17
Coding region: 1-2337 (778 amino acids)
Biological process (GO): rescue of stalled cytosolic ribosome
Cellular component (GO): RQC complex
Molecular function (GO): ribosomal large subunit binding; tRNA binding
Source: RefSeq, a predicted model, not a curated record